UCUGCUGACCUUCCACAUCACGAUGGAGGGGAUGGCUCUCUACCUGAUAGCUGCUCUCCUGGUCUGUUUCACAACUCCAUCUCACAGCCAGCUCUUCUCCCUCAUCACCCCCAGUGUCUUGAGGAUAGAGAGCGACGAGCAGGUUGUGGUGGAGGCUCAUGGACUCAAUGCUGAAACAGAGGUCACAAUCACCAUCCUAGAUUUCCCUCAGAAGAUGUACAUCUUGAACCAGACCAAAGCUUCCCUGAAGCCAGAAAAUGGCAUGAUAGCAACUCCAUUCAUAAAGCUCUCCGCAAGAGACCUCAAGAAGGAUUCCAGGAAAAAGACAUAUGUUGUUGUCCACGCCAUCUCUACUCACUUCACUCUGGAGAAGGUGGUUCUAGUCUCCUACCAGAUGGGGUAUAUCUUCACCCAGACAGAUAAAACCAUCUAUACUCCUGGAUCAACAGGUAAGAGCUUCCUGUUGAUUCCACCUGUAAGCGUAUGUAGGAAUGGGUAA
Messenger RNA from Pogona vitticeps (central bearded dragon), 499 nucleotides. NCBI's taxonomy places the organism in Eukaryota, Metazoa, Chordata, Lepidosauria, Squamata, Agamidae. The record is from RefSeq and is a predicted model, not a curated record.